AUGAUCCCUGUGUUUUGCUAUGAGGCAAAUGGCUCCUGCUUUCGGACCCUGCACCCUUUUGGGAUCCAGGUGGCCAUUUAUGUGGUCUGUGCGCUGGGCAUGUUGCUCACGGUGCUGGGGAACCUGCUCGUGGUCAUUGUGGUUUCCCAUUUCAAAGCCCUGCACACUCCCACUAACUUCUUGCUCCUCUCCCUGGCCCUGGCUGACCUCCUCCUGGGGCUGAUUGUGCUGCCCUUCAGCACGAUACGAUCUGUAGAGAGCUGCUGGUAUUUUGGAGACGACUUCUGCAAGCUGCACACCUUCCUGGACACGGUCUUUUGCCUGACCUCCAUAUUUCACCUGUGCUUCAUUUCCAUUGACCGGCAUUACGCUAUCUGCGACCCUUUGCUCUACCCCACAAAGUUCACCAUAAGGGUGGCCUGCAUUUACAUUGGGGUGGGCUGGGCAGUCCCUAUGGUUUAUACCUCGGUUUUCCUGUAUGCCAAAGAGAUCACAGAAGGGCUGGGCCAUUUCUUACAGGACAUGCCCUGUGUUGGUAGUUGUCAGCUGCUGUUCAACAAGCUCUGGGGUUGGUUGAAUUUCCCUGUUUUCUUCUUCCCUUGCCUCAUAAUGAUAGUUUUGUACAUCAAAAUAUUUACCGUAGCUAACAAACAAGCCAGACUCAUAAGCAACAUGAAUAAGAGCGUCGGGUCUCAACUGCAUGUAGGAGCAUCCAAGAGCGAAAGGAAAGCAGCAAAGACACUUGGGAUAGCUGUAGGAAUCUACCUCCUCUGCUGGUUGCCUUUUACUAUUGAUACCAUGGUAGACAGUCUUCUAGAUUUCAUUACUCCCCCAGUUCUCUUUGACAUCCUAAUYUGGUUUGCUUACUUUAAUUCUGCCUGCAAUCCCUUGAUCUAUGUAUUUUCCUAUCGUUGGUUCAGGAAGGCUGCAAAAUUAGUCCUAACUCAAGGAAUCUUUUGUUCCAGGACUUCUACAGUAGACUUGUACCUGGAAUGA
Messenger RNA from Nothoprocta perdicaria, 996 nucleotides. RefSeq names its product trace amine-associated receptor 5-like. Bases 1 to 996 code for a protein of 331 amino acids. Gene Ontology annotation, cellular component: membrane. Gene Ontology annotation, biological process: G protein-coupled receptor signaling pathway; cell surface receptor signaling pathway. NCBI's taxonomy places the organism in Eukaryota, Metazoa, Chordata, Aves, Tinamiformes, Tinamidae. The transcript has a single exon. The record is from RefSeq and is a predicted model, not a curated record. Gene Ontology annotation, molecular function: trace-amine receptor activity.